AUGGAACAAAGAAAGGACAGGAGAUUGAUACUCUUUCCACUGCCCUUGCAAGGCCACAUAAACCCCAUGCUUGAGCUGGCCAAUCUUCUGCACCUGAAAGGCUUCUCCAUAACCAUCAUCCACACAACCUUCAACUCUCUCAACCCAUCAACCCAUCCACACUUCACCUUCCACUCAAUCCCUGAUGGCUUAUCUGAAAGUGAAGCCUCAACAAAGGAUCUUGUCCUUCUUCUCUCCCUUCUAAAUGCUAAAUGUGUUGAGCCUUUGAGGGAGUGCUUGUCUAGCUUGUUGUCUGAUGUUUCAGAGGAGCCUGUUGCUUGCUUGAUCUCUGAUGUUCUCCAUGUCUUCACUGAAUCUGUUGCUCACAGCCUUAAACUCCCAAGGCUUGUGCUAAGAACCGGGGGCGCUGCUUCCUUUGCUGUUUUUGCUGCAUUUCCACUUCUGAGGGAAAAAGGUUACCUCCCCAUACAAGAGUCUCGACUAGAAGAGCCGGUGACAGAGUUUCCACCUCUCAAAAUCAAAGACCUUCCUUUGAUCAACAGGUGUGCCUCAGAGGAUUAUAAUCAGCUAGUAGCCGGCCUGUCAAAUGGAGCCAAAGCCUCAUGUGGGCUCAUCUUUAAUACUUUUGAACACCUUGAACAACAUGCACUGGCCACAAUAAGCCAAAAGAUUUCCAAUGUUCCAAUUUUCCCAAUAGGUCCAUUUCACAAGUUUUUCCCUGCAGCCUCUUCUUCUUCUAGUGGCUUAUUAUCAGAAGACCAGAGUUGCAUUCCAUGGCUAAACACUCAAGCACCAAAGUCUGUUGUGUAUGUUAGCUUUGGAAGCCUUGCUGCAAUAAAGGAAGCUCAGUUUUUGGAGAUAGCUUGGGGGCUAGCCAACAGCAACCAGCCCUUUUUGUGGGUAGUCCGACCCGGAUUCGUCCAUGGAUCAGAACCAUUUCCCAGUGGGUUUGUUGAGAGUUUGAAUGGGAGGGGUCACAUUGUGCAAUGGGCUCCACAGAAACAAGUACUGGCUCAUCCAGCAGUUGGAGCCUUUUGGACUCACAAUGGUUGGAAUUCUACAUUGGAGAGUGUUUGUGAGGGGGUCCCUAUGAUUUGCAUGCCAUGUUUCACUGAUCAAUUGGUGAAUGCAAGAUAUGCAAGUGAUGUUUGGAAGGUUGGUUUGCAGUUAGAAGAUGGGAUGGAGAGAUUUAUGAUUGAGAAAACAAUAAGAAAACUAAUGGUGGAGAAAGAAGGGGAAGAGAUCAGAGAGAGAGCCUUGAAGCUGAUGGAGAAGGCAAAUCUUUGCUUCAAACAAGGUGGCUCGUCAUGCCAAUCCUUGGAUGGAUUGAAGUUCGCAAGUAGAGGCUUGUUGCAGGCUCCUCCUUCGAAUGUCGUCAAUCAGACUGUUGAAAGUUAA
Messenger RNA from Prunus armeniaca (apricot), 1398 nucleotides. Lineage: Eukaryota; Viridiplantae; Streptophyta; Magnoliopsida; Rosales; Rosaceae. The record is from the annotation of a GenBank genome assembly.